UUUCAUCCGCCAGCGAUCUCUUAACAUCUUACAGGUCAACGGAGUUGCGCUCAGACGUUUGGAAGUUCGCGAGUUGAUCGAUCAAUUUAAGCUUCGGAAGAUCAAAGUUUGAGCAGUCCCACAAGUGCCCGUUGCGUCAGGGAUCUGAACCUGCGUUCCCCACCAUGAAUAACAUGCGAGUGCUCGCAGAGGAAGAGGAAACCAGUGAUGGAGUCGAAGUUACUUGGGAGGAUCAACAGCAAAUCAACACAUUCGCGAAGUUGAAUGCGCGUUUGAAGGGCAUUGAAGACAAACUUGAGCAGCUCAAGCAAGAAAAGGAGGCACUUGACGAUCUCUCUACCGAGCUCGAACUAACGGACGAAAACCAAACGGUGCUGUACAAACUCGGCGAGUCUUUUCUGCACCUUCCUCAGCCAGAUGCGCUCUUCCGCCUUGAAAUCGACCAAGCUUCCGUUUCCUCGCAGCUAGCCAAGCUGGGUGCCGUUGCAGAGGAAUGUGAAAGAGGUAUGAAAGACCUCAAGGUACGGCUAUAUGCGAAAUUUGGGAAGGCGAUCAAUCUGGAUGAGUAGCGGCUCAUUACUGGACGGGAGCUAUUUUUUCUCUCUUAAAUCAAAUGAAGUGAGGUACUUGUCACCCAGAGUAGCACCGGGGAAAACCUCGUGUGUUGGCCCAGUGUAGUGUCCCAGUUUCAAAAGACAAAUAGAUGAUAGUUCUUUCUUCGCUAGUCCUCAUGGUCUUGCACAUGAACAGGGA
Molecule: messenger RNA, 753 nt
Organism: Pisolithus orientalis
Lineage: Eukaryota; Fungi; Basidiomycota; Agaricomycetes; Boletales; Pisolithaceae
Product: Prefoldin subunit 4
Exons: 6
Coding region: 165-569 (134 amino acids)
Biological process (GO): protein folding
Cellular component (GO): cytoplasm; prefoldin complex
Source: RefSeq, a predicted model, not a curated record